UCUAUAGGAUGACAUGUCUCCAUCUUCCAUCUCGUCUGCAGGCCGGUGAUGGUCGUCUCCUCCCGGUGAGGAGGGAGAACCAUCCCGCUGCGGCGUGUCUCUUUAACACCGGAGGUUUCCUCAGGACGGGGAGGGGGAGGAGGGGGCGGGGGGAUGGGUUCAUCGGGUUCAUGUAGUAUUGGACGCCUCCCCAUCCUCCUCCUCCUCCCGGUCCAGGUUGUUGGCUGCUGCCUCCUCCACUCUCCCGCGGUAAAACUGCCACCAAACCCCGGUGUGAUGGAGAGAAACGGCACGUGGCGGCUCGAGGAGGAAAACGACCGAGUGGUGAUGAUGAUGAUGAUGAUGAUGAUGAAGGAGCUCUGAUGACCUUUGAUUCAGGACACGGAGGAGAGACCAGAUCAGCUGAUGACUCCACACUACAGCUGCCAUUUCAGGUCAUUCGAGGCAUCUGGCUGACUUGAGAGAGAGAGUGUGUGUGUGUGUGUGUGUGUGUGUGUGUGUGUGUGUGUGUGUGUGUGUGUGAGUGAGAGUGUGUAUGGGAGUGUGUGUGUGUGUGUGUGUGUGUGUGUGUGUGUGUGUGCGCGUGUGUGUGUGUGUGCGCGUGUGUGUGCGGCUCCAGCUGUAUGAACGCGGCUGCUGUGUUCUCUGCCCGUCGCGCACCGGGAUGGGGGGACUCGUCUAGCGGAGGAACACGGUCGGAGCAUGAUGGCUGAUGGAUGCUGCAGAGGGAUGGACCGCGGCCGGGGGAAGGUGGCGUCCGAGUCCCUGCAGCCGAGAGCCGCGUACCCUCCCCAGCAGUACGUGCCGAGCGGCGCGCCGCCGCCGCCGCAGCCGCAGCAGCAGCAGCCGGGCAGCGACAUCCAGGAGUUGGCCUCCAAGCGCGUCGACAUCCAGAAGAAGCGCUUCUACCUGGACGUGAAGCAGAGCGUGCGCGGCCGCUUCCUGAAGAUCGCCGAGGUGUGGAUCGGCCGCGGCCGCCACGACAACAUCCGGAAGAGCAAGCUGACUCUGUCCAUGUCCAUGGCGCCCGCGCUGCGCUACUGCCUGGGCGACUUCAUCGACUACUACGCCCGCAUCGGGCUGCGGGGGGGCGGGGGCCUGGCGCCGCCGCCGCCGCCGCCGCUCGACGAGCCGCACGGCGGCAGCAGCAACGGCCAGGGCCGCGCGCACGACGCCCGCCGGAGGGCGCCGGCGGAGCAGCGGCACGCGGCGCCGUCGCCCUCCGGCUCCGCGGUGUCCGACGACCACGCGCACCGCGUGUUGAAGAGCGACUUCAUCGAGCGCGACAACCGCAAGUACUUCCUGGACCUGAAGGAGAACCAGCGCGGCCGCUUCCUGCGCAUCCGGCAGACGGUGAGCAAGGGCCACGGCACCAUGGGCUACUACGGCCAGGGCAUCGAGCAGACCAUCGUGCUGCCGGCGCAGGGGCUCAUCGAGUUCCGCGACGCGCUGUCGCAGCUCAUCGACGACUACGGCGACGAGGACGGCGGCGACGAGCGCGGCCGAGGCGGCGGCUCGCGGAGCCUCCACGACGGCGACGACGCGCCCGAGCUGCCGGAGGCGGCGUCGUUCCGCGUGGACAACAAGCGCUUCUACUUCGACGUGGGCUCCAACCGCUACGGCGUCUUCCUGAAGAUCAGCGAGGUGCGGCAGCCGUACCGCAACACCAUCACCGUGCCGCUGAAGGCCUGGGCGCGCUUCGGAGACAACUUCGCGCGCUACGAGGAGGAGAUGCGGCGGAUCUGCUCGUGCCACAAGGAGAAGCGGGCGACGGACGCGCGGCAGGACGGCGAGGAGCAGGAGGACUGAGCCUGGCCCGGGACACCGUGUCCCCGCAGGACUCUGGGACUCGUCCCGUCGAGGGCUGGUCCGUUCAUCCAGAGCCGGUCCGAGUGCAUCUGGGGCCCUGAGCCCCUGAGGCCCCCCCCCCCCCUGUGCAUCACAACGUUUAUUCAAUUAUAAGUGACGUGGAAAGACCACUUUAAAAUAUCUUACCUCAAAGAGUUUUGGUUCAGACUCCGACCGAUGGAUCGAGUGAUGGUCAAACAUUUCCCGUACUGAUUAAUCAGCCGACAUAUUCUUUACAGAGGAGGACGUCUUUAAAGUCAAUACAUGAUUUUAAUGAUCUCAAGGCUCUUCACAUCGUGAGGUCCAGACCUUUCCACGAUGAGCAGAUUGAAAACUCCCUUUUAAUCCAAAAUUGAUGACAAAGAAAUUUAAUUGACGAUUGAUAUUUUACCUAAACUUUACUAGAAAUAACUAGAAAUAAAAAGAAAACACAAAUACAACCAAAUAUAAAGAACUUGAAUUAGGAAAAUAUCAUAGCAUCUUUUCUGCAUCGUCUAUUCCGUAAAAUAUACGUUUUACGUUAAGCACUAAUAUAUUGAUUUGUCAGAGGCUCAUCGUGUCGGACAGCAGACAUAUAUUUAUCGGUCGGGCUCUGGUGAUGAGGACGGGUUAGUUUUUAUGCAAAGUGCAAAAUUUAAGAAAUUGUACAAAAACGAGUAUAGAAUUUUAAUAAUUAUAUAUAAGUUUAAAUUGCAAGUUAAAAAUGGAACGAAUUACCAGAAGAUACGUGGAGAGAUUUGACCCCCCCUGCCCCUUAAGACCCCCGCUGGCCAUUGGGCCGGGAUUGAAAGGAACUCUUUUAAGUGCAACACCCACCGGGACCAGGAUGAGGAUGAGGAGGUGCAGGGAGCCGGAGGAGGACGAGCUCGCUGCUUCCCCAACGACCCCGCCGAUGGCGCUUGGGAAUGAGGGACAACUGGUGGUGCGACGGCAAAAUAACAGCAGACAGACGCACAAUCGUACGCUGCUGACGUGUGUAACUGUGGCAACACCGGCAACAUCAUGCGGGGGUUGACAGUGUCAG
This is a messenger RNA of Scophthalmus maximus (turbot), 2872 nucleotides long. RefSeq names its product purine-rich element binding protein G (gene purg). Gene Ontology annotation, cellular component: nucleus. NCBI's taxonomy places the organism in Eukaryota, Metazoa, Chordata, Actinopteri, Pleuronectiformes, Scophthalmidae. The record is from RefSeq and is a predicted model, not a curated record. The transcript has a single exon. Gene Ontology annotation, molecular function: RNA polymerase II transcription regulatory region sequence-specific DNA binding; DNA-binding transcription factor activity, RNA polymerase II-specific; purine-rich negative regulatory element binding. Bases 703 to 1809 code for a protein of 368 amino acids. Gene Ontology annotation, biological process: regulation of transcription by RNA polymerase II.